Schistocerca piceifrons (Central American locust) is the source of this 714-nucleotide messenger RNA. Its product is annotated as F-box/LRR-repeat protein 16. Gene Ontology annotation, biological process: SCF-dependent proteasomal ubiquitin-dependent protein catabolic process. The record is from RefSeq and is a predicted model, not a curated record. Gene Ontology annotation, molecular function: protein binding. Bases 1 to 714 code for a protein of 237 amino acids. Lineage: Eukaryota; Metazoa; Arthropoda; Insecta; Orthoptera; Acrididae. Gene Ontology annotation, cellular component: SCF ubiquitin ligase complex. The transcript has 3 exons.
AUGGCUCAUUGUUUCGGCGGCCGCCAGCCGCCGAUGUAUCGAUUGGUGCGCUCGGCUCUGCUAUACUACGCUCCGCUUUCAUUUUUCUGGGAGGCCUCCCAUUAUGCGGCAGCGCGACGCUCGAUAGUCGACGCGGCUCUGCGCGACGAGUCGAGUACCGCUUUGUUUGCUGUCCGACUGCAGCAGGCCCGCACCUCGCGCCCCGAAAAGCUGUUCUCCCACGCGCUGUUCGAGCUGGAGCUGGCGGGCUGCAACGAGGUGACGGAGGCGGGCCUGUGGGCGUGCCUGACGCCGCGCAUCGUCUCGCUGACGCUGUCCGACUGCAUCAACGUGGCCGACGAGGCGGUGGGCGCCGUGGCGCAGCUGCUGCCCUCGCUGUACGAGUUCUCGCUGCAGGCCUACCACGUCACCGACGCCGCACUCGGCUACUUCUCGCCCAAGCAGAGCGGCUCGCUCUCCAUACUGCGCCUGCACAGCUGCUGGGAGCUCACCAACCACGGCAUCGUCAACAUCGUGCACUCGCUGCCUAACCUGACGGUGCUGAGCCUGUCGGGCUGCAGCAAGAUCACGGACGACGGGGUGGAGCUAAUCGCCGAGAACCUGGGCAAGCUGCGCUCGCUCGACCUGUCGUGGUGCCCGCGCAUCACGGACGCCGCUCUCGAGUACAUCGCCUGCGACCUCAACCAGCUGGAGGAGCUCACGCUAGACCGGUGA